UAACGAGGACACCAAGAGGAAGCGCGAAGAAAAUGCAAAACUACGAGAGAUGGCUCGUAGAAAGGAGCUCGGUCUACCUAUGGACGAGGAAGAAAUGAGACGCUUUGAUGAAGAGCGGCGGUUUAUCGGCCCAUCUUUAUCCCUUGUACAAAGAGCCAACAGCUCGAGAGAAGGGGAUGGGGACGGGGUCGAGGCACUUGAGGAUGCGAAUGGUGUGGAUUCGGAUGACGAAUACGUAGGUGUCGUUCGAACUACGACGCGUGCCCCUCAAAUACGAUACAACCAAGACGAAAUCGUACUGGACGAAACGCAGUUACAAUACGAUCGUCAAGCAGAAGCCGACGCUGAACUUGCUUCUCGAGGGCCUGUAGAAGUGAUCAUCGAAACAGACCGUGAUAAAUUUACCAACUUUGCUUCGUUCCCCAGAAAGCCGAGGCCUGAUAGGUGGAGCAAGGAGGAAACCGAGACAUUCUAUCUCGGCCUACGAAUGUUUCAUACCGGCUUCGACUUGAUUGCUAGGCUCUUGCCAAACAGGACCCGCACAAUGGUACGAAACAAGUUUAGAGCCGAAGACAAGAAGAAUCCUCAAAAGAUCACACAUCUUCUCAGCAACAAGAUGCGGCUUCCAUAUGACCUCGAGUUGCUUUCACGGGAAACCGGGCAUGACUUCAGUGGCCCCAUUCCUCAAGUGGAGAUUGUGAAUCCCGUAGAGACGUCCAAGGAGGGAGAAGAAAGUGAUAAAGAAGAGACCAUGUCUGUCAAACUGCGUCAAUCAACCGCCCCACCCAGCGGGAUGGAUUCUGAUCGUGGUGAAGGUACUAGUAUUUCGACUAACCGUGGUAGACCAGUAUCAAAGGCAAAAGAAAAACGAAGACCAAGUAAAUCGUCUAAGCCGCGUUCGAGCUCUGGAGUCCGAAAUGAUCCUCAAGCGAUGGUCGUACAUAAUGCUAUAGAGAAACCAGAAGAAAGUACAUCCCGACCCCCUGCAAUAAUCCCCUCUUCCACUCGAAAGGCCCCCGUCAUUCGUUCCGUCACCUCCUCGAAUGGCGGAAGAUUGGUAAUGCCCCGAGCACGUGGAGAGGCACUUGUUGAAUCAGCCAUGUCCACCAAGACCUACGAGUGUCACUGGAAGGAUUGUAGGAGGGAGUAUACCGACCUGGACCAAUUCAAAGGACAUGUUAUGGCACACAUAGACAUUUUGGACCCGGUUCUUGUGAAGGAUAUACCGAGGUACCGGAAAGCUGGAGGGUACAGCACUGGGUCUUCUGAUGUUCAAUCCAGCUUUGGAUAUCUCAACUCGACGCAAAACUCGCAACCGCUACAAUUUGCGUCACCGCCGCAAUUUCGAGCUGGUCUAAACUCUGCAGCAAAUUUCACUGCGUUAGGACUC
Molecule: messenger RNA, 1390 nt
Organism: Acaulospora colombiana
Lineage: Eukaryota; Fungi; Glomeromycota; Glomeromycetes; Diversisporales; Acaulosporaceae
Source: the annotation of a GenBank genome assembly